AUGUCUUCAGACGAGACGAGUGAAAACACCCCUGCCUCUCCUAGGGAGGAGGACCAGAUCAAUGAGUUGUACUGGCCGGUUCUUCGGAAAAUUCUUGAAAAGGAUCCCUCAGGGAUGGAUCGGUUGAACUUAGAAUGCAUGAUCUGCAAUUUGCCCAUGUCAAUCAAGGCCGACAAAAAUGGUGAAAACAAAAAUGGAUUUGGCCAUAGAGCAUUGAUUCUUCCCUGUGGCCACCUAGUCGGCACCAGCUGCAUGCACGAGUUCAAUGUGUACCGUCUACAGAAUGGCCUUCAUUUCACCUGCCCUCUCCAUUGCGAGCCGCUCCAUCACCCAGAGUGCGGAUGCUUCCUCUUUUGCUGGCACAUGCCCGACAAGGUGGAAGAUUUUGACGGCAAGCCGUUCUGCAGGGCCGAAGGUAUGCCAGUGACUCCUAAAUGCGGUUCAUGCACCUUGAAGGAUGUGGGACGGUGCUUGACAACCCUCACUAGUAUCUUUGAGCCCAAGUUUUUUGGGGAGCUGAUAUCAUUUCAAGUCGUCUAUCAGGUCCAAGUCCUAGAUUUCAUCUGGGGAAGGCUGGCGGGUGACGAGCGCAAGUGUGUCGCGAUAGACAUACCGGAUUCCAUGCACGAUCUCUGCCGAAGUAUAGAGGCCAAGCUAGUCGCUCUCUGCAACCUUCCUGGACAAACCGUGAAAGAUGGCGAUGUGAAGAUUCGCUUGUUUAGGUACAGCGGCCCUCUGGCCAUGGAUAGGCGACUUAGCAUGUGA
Messenger RNA from Fusarium keratoplasticum, 765 nucleotides. RefSeq lists its product as uncharacterized. The record is from RefSeq and is a predicted model, not a curated record. The coding region runs from base 1 to 765 and encodes 254 amino acids. The transcript is spliced from 2 exons. NCBI's taxonomy places the organism in Eukaryota, Fungi, Ascomycota, Sordariomycetes, Hypocreales, Nectriaceae.